AUGUCCGCCUUCUUCGUCGAGCUUUGGGAGUCCAUCUUCACCCCGGGCCCCACGCCCACCAUCCUCCGUGCCACCAACGUCACCUUCGCCUGCCUCCAGCUCGUGCUGGCCCUCCUGCUCGCGGCCACCUACUCCAUCCACUGCGUCGUCCUGUCCGUCCUGUGCGCGGGGCUCUGGUGGUCCGUCAACUGGUUCGCCGCCGAGCUCAAGGCCGUCCAGGAGGCCGAGCGCGCCAAGGAGGAGAGGGAGGGUACAAGCGGCGCCGACAAGGACAAGGAGAAGAGGAGGAGGGGGGAGCUGGACACGGGGGAGAGUGACACGGAAGUCGAGGUGGACACGGGCAGGAUCCCCGCGUCCGCCGAUGCUGUCUCCUCCGUGGUCGAGGUUGUGGCUCCCGAGGGGGAGUUGAAGAAGCGCGGCGAGGAUACGCCGGCCGGCACCCAGUCCAGUGCGAGCACGGAGGAUGAGUGGGAGAAGGUUUCGGAGAGCGAGAAGGAGAAGGACAAAUAA
This is a messenger RNA of Clonostachys byssicola, 510 nucleotides long. NCBI's taxonomy places the organism in Eukaryota, Fungi, Ascomycota, Sordariomycetes, Hypocreales, Bionectriaceae. The record is from the annotation of a GenBank genome assembly.